UUCUUUUUCACCUUGAACUUCUUCUUCUUCUUCUACGAUCAUACAGGUAGCAGGGAUAUUCAAAGUGUCAACAAGCAAAAGGCGCUGAGCUCCGCGUCGUUUGCCAAAUUAAGUUAAUAAAAGUCCUUAAAAUCGUACAAAGUUAGUUUUAAUCGGUAGAUUAGUGCAAAAUCUAUCGCAUUCGAGUAAAAGCGCAGUGAAUUUGGUGAAAUUUCCAGCAGGAAACGGUGCGCGUCGUUUUGCCCCUUUGCAGAGCGCCACUUUUUCCGAUCGUGUUUUGACCAUCAAACUUUAUAUUUCAAACCACGGAAAGGUGGAAAACGUCGAGAUUAAUUCUAGAACGUGUGUCAGCGAAAGUACCGUCCCGGGGUGCAUUCACAACCGCACAAUCGUCCAUAAGUGGUUUACCAGUACCAUUGACAUCAAUUUUAAAGUAGUAUAGUGUUCGAACUUCAGGAAGGGAAAACGGAAUCGAGUUUGGAGCUAAGCGGACCGCAUUUUUCCACACAACACUAUAACAAACACCAUCUCCCUCUCUCUCUCGUAAUGAAUACGAAUCAAGGAAAGGCUUCCUCCAGCGGAAAAGGAACUAUAAAAUCGACUCGGAAAGCGUCAAAAGCGACGAAAAAGGCGGCAAAGCAGCUUGCUAAAAGUAAUUACAGAAGCCAACUGGAUGAUUUUGACGAAGGGCCAAACGCCGAGAUUAUAUCGAGUCUUGGGCUGGGCGGGAUCGAUGAUUUAUUGAUAUAUGAUUCCGCGUCGGAGCUAUCCGCCGAUAACUACGAUAAGUUGGCCUCCGACUACGACUUAUUGUUGAAUGACGUGGAGUUUUUGGAGGCGAAGGAGAAGUUGUGGGAUGCCGAAAGGGAGUCUCUAAAAAAGCAAAUUAGCAUGUUGAAGUUGGAAAAUGCUACGAUACAGAAAAAGGUGACAGAACUCGAGUCUCGUUUGGAGUCGACCACUGCUAAAGGACAGUCUGGUCCUACAACACCAUCGAACAAUGUUACGGCUAUUGAGCCACAGGUUCCGGACGUUAUAGCUCCAGCACAAACGAAGGAGCCGGAAGCAUUGGAGAAGAAUUCAGCCGCACAACAGGCACCAAAGAACGAGCCACCAAAACAACAUCGGCAACAUAUUUCAAAAAAAAGUUUGAAGAGGACUCAGGACGUAAUCUAUGUAAAACCAUUGCCGGGUCAUUCGUAUGAGGACCAACUAAACGCGCUACGUAACUCAGAUAUGUGCAAAGAACCUUACAUGAUGGAAAAAACUAGGCGAGUGAAGAAUGAUGUGGUUCUUGUGGUCUGCAAGCGUACUGCCAACAGCGCUGAGCUGGAGAGAAUAGUCAGAGAGGCUAUUGGAGACAUUGGAACAGUUACGAAGACAACCCCGACGAGAAUGCUCACUUGUACAAACUUCAACCGACUGGUCACUGCGACGGAAGUGCAGCAGGCCAUUUUAGAACGCUAUAAUGUAGACGUGAAAUUGAACAAUAUUCGACUUGUAAGAACCCGGAAAAAUCUGCAACGUGCGCGGAUCAGGGUAGCGCUCCGUGAUGUGAAAAAGUUGGAAGGCAAAAAGCUGCUUAUCGGAAAGUCAACCGUCACCUUCCAGACGGAGGUACAGAAACCACCGGAAGAGGAACAAUGCUUUCGCUGUAUGGGUAUUGGCCAUCGAGCAAACCAGUGCGAGGAAGCGCAAAUGCUGUGCUAUCGCUGUGGAACGAGUGGCCACCGAGCAUCUGGUUGUAAGAAUACGCCAAAGUGCUUGACUUGUGGCGGCGGGCACCCGACUGGUUCCCGGAAAUGCCAGUCUUCACGUCCAGCGGAAGACCCAGCGACCGCCCAGGCUACUAGUGAGUAAGUGUAACCCCAUUGUAUUUCGGGAGUUUGUCCGCGGUUGCCAUCGGAAUGCAAAAGCCUCGCAACACGUUCAUUAUCGUGUUUUGGGAAGUGGGAGCAUUUUUUUGAAUAAAUAAUAAAGAAUAACAAUUGCUAUACACAUCAAAAAGACUUCUCCUU
This is a messenger RNA of Anopheles funestus (African malaria mosquito), 2018 nucleotides long. RefSeq lists its product as uncharacterized. The coding region runs from base 547 to 1860 and encodes 437 amino acids. Gene Ontology annotation, molecular function: zinc ion binding; nucleic acid binding. The record is from RefSeq and is a predicted model, not a curated record. Lineage: Eukaryota; Metazoa; Arthropoda; Insecta; Diptera; Culicidae. The transcript has 3 exons.